This is a messenger RNA of Mytilus californianus (California mussel), 3388 nucleotides long. RefSeq lists its product as uncharacterized. The record is from RefSeq and is a predicted model, not a curated record. Gene Ontology annotation, cellular component: membrane. The coding region runs from base 69 to 2870 and encodes 933 amino acids. The transcript is spliced from 20 exons. Lineage: Eukaryota; Metazoa; Mollusca; Bivalvia; Mytilida; Mytilidae.
CGAAAAUGUAUUCAGGUAUUUAAAUUGACAACCAUUCAGCUGUUACCAUCAACAAAUACCUUAUAAAAAUGGCGAAAAUAAAUAGAAGUCGUAUAACGGUUUCAGCUAAUAUUAUUCUGACAGUCUCCCUUAUCACAAGGACACUGACCUUUGGUUUCAUAUUCAUGUCAAUAUACAUCAAAGUUAAAGACGACAUCUUAGAUGAAGAAGUUAUCAAAGUUGUUGACAUGGAGGUUAUAGCCGGGAUGCCAUUAGGAUCAACCGUUAAAUCAAUUAUAUUUUCUCUCAUUGGAGUAUUUGCGGUAGAACUUAUGACUGGUAUUUUUGGAUUGUGGGGAGCUUUGGGAAGGAAUAAGCGACUAUUAGCUGUGGCCGUUGUCUUUAGUUCUUUCAUGAUUGUUGUAUACAUUAUAUAUAUAGUGCUUCUUUCGAUAAUAUAUCACAAGAAAACUGACCUCUACGACACAUUACUUAAUUACACAACAGCAUACAAGCUUAGUUUAUCUGGUUAUCAAUACAUAUCAUACUGGAACCGUGAGAAAACGUUCCCUGAGUUCUUACAAAAGCUUGGAUGCCCAAAUACCAACCCGGAAAGAUAUUACUGCUGGAGUGUAUAUGUCCAGGAAUUAGGCAGUUACUUAGAAAUAUACAUCGGGAUAAUUGUGACGUGUAUUGUCUGUCAGAUAUGUUCAAUAGUUGCAAUUGAAUAUAUAUUCCGUAAACUUGAAUUUAAAGAAAAGAAACCCAGCAUUUCAGAGAAUAAGUAUUACCUAUUGUUGAGUUUGAAUCAUGGAAUAUUUCGAAGUUUGAUCAUCUUUAUAAAGGAUCAUUGGAACAGGUCAAAAAUUGUAUUUGCGUCGGCCAUGCUUAAAAUAAGCUCACUGAUAGCAGGUGUUGGGCUUCUUGGUCACGGACUAACACUAAUAGGAGACGUAUUUAUUAGUGAUGGCUCUCUCAGACAUAUUUUUUACAAGAUGCAGUUUUACCAUUACUAUUUCUAUAAUAUACUGGUGGGUCUAGCUGCAGCAUCGGUUGUAAUUGGAAUAUGUACUUCGUUGGUGGCAGUUCUUGGCUUGGCUGGAUCGUGGAGAAAAUCGCAACGCUUUCUUGUUACGAGCUCUGUUCUGUCUGUGGCUUUGCAUAUACCAAGACUUAUUGCAGUUGUAUUAUGGAUAGUUUUUAUUGCAGAGAUCAACAUUGGUAUGAAAUUUCAGUUAUGGUUACAACAAUUAGGUUAUUUUUAUGGAGGCAGUGGAAAUAGAAUUACUGGACAUUGGAAUAACAUGAUAAUGACUCUGCAGUGUUGUGGUGUCAAUUAUUACUCCGAAACACAUACGACCUAUGGAAUAAAGUUCUGUUGUAAAAAUGCUCAUCCCAGAAUACUAGACAAAGAAGAUCAUAACACAAAUUCCUACUAUGAAUUAUUUGAUUAUUUCGGUGGCUGUGGUGGGUACAAAACAGAUACAUGUGCAGAAGUGAUCUUGUUCAAGACUAAGAUGUUUGUUGGGUGGUUUCUUGCGAUUGUGUUGCUUCAAAUUAUUUUAGAGAUUAUUGGAAUCCUGUUUGCUAACAAGGAGUAUUCAGACAUAAUGACAACGAAAACAACCGAAAACUCAACAGGAGAUGAAAUGUAUACAAAGUCUGUAAUAUUCAGAACAGUUUUCAGAAGCAUAAAAUCUUUCUUUUUAAGUAACUGGAAAAGGUCUAAAAUAACCUUGGUUUGCUUUAUAUCUCUAGGAAUUAUUUUCAUAUGUAGCCUUGUUGUGCUUUGUCUAGCCAUCAACAUUAGAUACGACAAAGUUUUUGGAAACUUGGAUAUACAAGACAUAUUCGCAAGAAUAAAUGUUACCGAUCAUACCUUCUCAAGAGCCAUCAACAUAUUUUUCAUUGUGACUGUCACCUUUUCGUCUUUAUCCAUAGCAACUGUUAUAUUGUCCAUCAUUGCUAUGAUCUCACCGAAAUGGAAACCCGUUUUGCAUUUUGCGGCUGCUGGAUUAUUGUGUUCUGUGUUAGUUGCGAAUGUAGUGCAAACAGGAUUGUGGGGAAAAUACUUGGCAGGAGUUUCGUUAGAGUUAGAAAAUGAACUAAAAGCACAAUUUGUGAGUUAUGCUGGUGGUUAUUAUUACUCUCACCACUCAGCAACAUAUGAUUGGUCAUUAUCGCUCUCUUGGAACGCGCUGUUUGUUCAGGCAGAAUGUUGUGGAGUAGGACCUAGGAUAGAAUCGUCAUUCGAAUCUACCUACUGGUAUAUACAUGGUGACAGAUCAGUAGGUGAAAAAAUUCCAGUACAAUGUUGCAUUUCUCAGUCAAAUGUCUUCCCUUAUUCUACUAGCAGAGAUGUCAGAUGUAACUCUCCUAUACUUGAAGGCUACUUUCACUCUAAGUCAUGUGAUGUUGCAGUUAACAUAAGAUUAAAAAUAUACAGCACAGUUUUCAUUGUAUUCAUGGCGAUCAUCAUUUUAGCAGAGAUCUGUUGUGUUGUGACAACUGUUUUAAAUGCAAAACGAUUCAAGCAAGACGCAACAAUAUUGAACCGUAGUAAAAAACCGAGUGGAGAGAAUACUGAAAUGAGAAAAGAUGAAAAAACACAAAAAGAAAAGGAUAACGCAAGGAAAGAAAGAAAACAUGGAGAUAAAAAAGCAAAAGGAUUACCACGAAACAAAAAGCAAAGGUCAGUAGGAACAGAAGAAAUACAGCAAAAAGCAAACACAAUUGUGCAAGAAAACGCGGGAGAAAACAUUGAAUUACAAAUGAUGAAAUCGAUGGAAAUUGAAGACACGGUUAAUAACAAACCUGAUGAACCUAACAACAAAAGAAGACAAGAAGAAGACGACUUGGCUGAAAAAGAUUUAACGAUGCUGGACAACUAAAUCAAAAGUUUAAAAAAUACUGAAGUGAUGAAAUGUUAUAAUACUGGAAAAAGAAACAAAUAAGUUGGUUAUCUUGUUUUAUAUGUGUAGUUGACACGUAAGAGCAAAUAUACAUGGAACGAAUCAUCAUUGCAUAUGUUUCCAGUGUAUCUUUUAAAAGUAUAAAUUCUUCAAGACUGUCAGAAAUUAUUUGGAGGACAAUCUGUUGGCGAUAGUGUUUAUGAAAUAUUAGCUUUUUUAUUAUCAUUUCAGCAAGACUCUAUUUUAUAACACCAACAUUUAUAAACAACAAAACACAUAUGUCAAAUCUAUCUAUAUAUCCUUAAUUGAUUAUGACUGCUAAGGGAGGACCAUUUGAAUAUAGAUGAGAGAGGGGAUGAGUAUACUCAUUUGUAAAUACAAUUUAUGAAGAUUUGUAAGCUCUUAAGAUUUUUAAUAAGCUCUUGGAUUUUAAUUAUUUUGGCCUUCUAUGUAUUUGAAAGAGCUAAAAAAAAGUAUCAAUCUGUUCGCAUAUAUUU